Messenger RNA from Limulus polyphemus (Atlantic horseshoe crab), 6067 nucleotides. RefSeq names its product arf-GAP with GTPase, ANK repeat and PH domain-containing protein 1-like. Lineage: Eukaryota; Metazoa; Arthropoda; Merostomata; Xiphosura; Limulidae. Bases 1 to 1083 code for a protein of 360 amino acids. Gene Ontology annotation, molecular function: catalytic activity; GTPase activator activity; protein binding. Gene Ontology annotation, cellular component: nucleus. The record is from RefSeq and is a predicted model, not a curated record. Gene Ontology annotation, biological process: DNA repair. The transcript is spliced from 9 exons.
AUGGCAUAUCUGGCCAUGGCUAUAGCAUGGAAGCAAACUGUGGGUAUCGCAGUCGACAUUCAUGUUCACUGGAUAGCCAACCGUCUUGAAUGGGUGAAAGAAAUGACAGAAAAUCCAGAAGACACGAGGAAGGCAUUAGAAAACUCUGAUGGAUACGAGUUUGUUAUUGUCUCCCUAGAUAAUAAACAAUGGCAGUUUGAAGCCACCAGUAAUGAUGAGAGGGAUGGUUGGAUCACUGCUAUUGAGCAACAAAUUCUUUCUAGUUUACAAGGAAUACAAAGCACUAAAGCCAAGUCCAGUUCAAGUACUCAGCUUGGAGCAACUACUGUUCAAGCUAUACGAAACCCAAACUUAGGAAACGCACACUGUGCUGACUGUGAUGCUACAAAUCCUGAUUGGGCAAGUCUCAACCUGGGAGCUUUGAUGUGUAUUGAAUGUUCAGGCAUUCACAGAAAUUUAGGAUCUCACAUUUCACGAGUUCGUUCUUUGGACUUGGACGAAUGGCCGCCUGGACAUGUCAGUGUAAUGAUGUCUCUUGGAAACAAGGUGGCCAACAGCAUAUGGGAAGGGAACACCAGAGGAAGAGCAAAACCUACACCAAAUUCUAGCAGGGAAGAAAAGGAAAGGUGGAUUAGAGCUAAGUAUGAGUUAAAAGAAUUCCUUGCUCCCAUUAACACUACCAUUCCUCUAGGACAGCAACUACUGGAGACCGUUCAUAAAGUGGAUGUUAAGAUGGUUGCACUACUUUUAGCCCAUGCUGAUUCAGCUGAUCAGGUGAAUGUGAUGGUUAGCCAGCGUGACUUCCGAUCUCCACUUCAUCUUGCAGCAGCAUCAGGAAACCUUGCAGUCACUCAGCUACUGAUUUGGAAUAACAUCAAUGUGAAAGCUAUUGACUCAGAAGGCAGGACAGCUCUUGUUUAUGCAAGAAAUUCGGGAUUUCAAGAAAUAGAAGACCUUCUGCUUAGUAGUGGUUGUCCAGACCAGCCUCUUGCCCCACCGUCAGGAACUCUACCUCGCCGAAGGGGAAGUAUUUCCAAAAAGUCUCCAGAGGUUCUUGACAAACUCCCAGCCAGCAUCAUCUAGUAGUAGAGAUAUAAAAAUAUCAUUUUUGUGAGAACUAUGUUAACACUGGCCCAAAUAUGAGACAUUAUCGAUGUAAUUUUUUCCAUCACCAUAACAGAAAUAUACCUGUUGUAAAAGACAUUCAUUUUAUCAUCAUCUCAUGGGAAAAGAAACCCAAGUGCUGGUAAAAUAUUAUUCAUUUCAUCAUCAGUUGCAAGUAUUUCCCCUACUUGUGCAUUAAAUGUUAGUUUAUAAUUACCUGUAGAAAUUACACCAAACUCUAGUUUAUCAGUUUUUGUGAAAUAACUUAUCUCACCCCAGGACCUGUUCCUCUGCUUCAUUAAGCCCCUCUCUCACAAAAGAAAAAAAAAAUAUCACUAUAUUAACUUUGAUAAGUGCAGUUGAUUGUUUCCUGAUAAAUAGUUUGUUUGUUUAAGAAGUGAGGAAUACUCUGAAGAAUAAAUAGUUUACUGUUUUGAGUAAAUAUCUAAAGAAUCAGUGCAUUGUUUGAAAAAUUAUACCAAACACUAAUUGUUGAUUUAUUGUUUUGAAAAAAUAUUCCCAAAACAAUGUAUUGUUUUGAAAAAGUUAUGCAAGAAUCAUUUUAAUAAUUCAAAGAAAUACUCCUUAGAACAGUGUAUAAGUAUUCUAUAGCUAUGGUGCCAUCAAUAUGGUAGAUAUGCUUAUGAGUAAUUUUAUAUAUGAAAAACAAAUUUUCAUUGCAACAAUAUCAGUAAGUUAACAGGAAAUGAGUAACUUCUUGUUUAUUAGCAAACUAUUCAUCUUUAUCAUUAUUUGAUUAUCUCCGUUCAUGAUCAGCUCAUCAUCACUCAAUAUUAAAUUAACUUUAAGAAAAAUACAGAGUUCUGAACAAGUCAGCUUCUAAUCUUUGGUGUCAUAAUAUAAGGAAGAUUAUGUCAUAUAAGUAACAAACUUUAUCUCUGAAGGUUUCUUUAAAACACAGUAGUUCAUUAUCUUCUGUGUUCACCCAGUAGUGGCUUAACUUUAGUUUAAUACAGGAAUAUAGGUGUCUUUUCAAAUCUGUUUGUCUACAGGUUGGUGCCUAUUUUCCAGUGUGAUUUAUUUACAGUCUUAUUUUAUUUGAAUGUGUGUUCGAGUAUGUCCAUUUGUGAUACCUUGAAUUUGUAAUUGUUGUGCAUUUGAUGCAGCUUCAUUAGUAACUGCCGUAACAUAUGUGAUUAACAAGCUUAUUAACUGGCCCUUUUAGAAUUUACUACACAACAUGAAUUUCUUUCAUUUGUUUUUGACUUUAAAAAUGUAAUUCUUAUAUUGUCAAGUCAUCUGAAGGUAAAAAUUCUGUAUGUUACCUCUAAAUCAGGAACUAAAAUGAAGCAAACCCUCCAGCAUAAUUAUUUUCCAUGAACAUAUGUAUCUGUGAAACAUGUAUCUACAACAUAACAUGUAUUUAUUUUUUGAAAGAAUUCUUUGAUUUAAGCCUGAUUGAGUAACAACUCAUAACGUAGUCCUCUGUUUUCAGUGAAAUUGAGCUGGAAUGCAGCCUACACCACAGAGAAUUAUUACCUCUGGUGUUACUGGAUUAGUAAAGUUUGUUUCUAAGUUAUUCACAGUUGGAAAAAAAGCAUUUCUUCUUGUUGGCUCUGCAUCAGUUCUUUAUUGGUUUGUGGGUUAUAUAAUUUCAACUUAUAUUUGAAACAGCCAAAUUUGACAGAAUCUUUAACUUCUGGUGAUGUGGUGUUGUUUUUUUUUAUUUAGAAUUAGCCUUAAUUCAAAGAAUAAAUGGUAACUUUCAGGUAUUGUUAGUUGUGUACUGGUUUGUGGGUCCUACAAAGUAGAAAAAAUAUUUUAUAUAUUGAUGGUACAGUAGGAGUUGUGCUGGUGUGUGUGUGUGUUAUACAGUAGAAAAUAAUUUUACCUUCAGAUGGUACACUUUGAAUUAUGUUGGUUUGUGCGAAUAUACAGUAAGAAAAAUACUUUUCUUAGAUGAUUUUAUGACCUGCUAGGUUUGAAUUUGCACUUUAAGUGCUUAAAUAAUCACAUGAUUCAUGUGAAUUUGUUAUUUACUAAUGUUAUUGUUAUUAUUUUUCAAACAAGCUUCAGACUUGUUAAGUUUUAUUUUCUUGGAAUUAAAUUAACAUGAAAACUGUGUGUUAUUACUGAGAGUGCAGGACUGUCAGACUUCAGUUAAUGAGUUAGGUUCUGUUGUUUAUCUCACAGGCUAUACAAGAAUAAUAAAACUGUUUGCCUUUGUAACAAUUAUGCCCCCAAAAAAAGAUUUUUAGUUGCCAGCAGUUUUAGGUAUAUCGCUAAUGGCAAACCAACAGUGAAUCGAACAAUAUCAGUAAGAAUGUGGCUGUUGUGAAACAUUAGUGGAACAAUACCUUUGGGAGCCUUUAGUCACACUUCAAGUAUUUAUUUGUGAUAUUACUAUUAAAUGUUACAUUCUACAUCCAGCAGCUUUAAUUUACUGCAUAAUAGAGUACUUAACAUUAUUUAUUCAAAUAUCAAAAAUACUGUUUUUAAUCUCAAAAGUUUCAGACAGUUACAUUAUAAGUUUGUUUUACUAUAGACUUGUGUGAAUAGGUGUCUGUAACUAUUGUUUGUUUUUUUUUGGUCAGUUUGUUUUAGGUUUAAUAUGGUAUGAAUAUAAACAUUAAGUAGAAAUUAAAACAAAUUUUUCACUACAAAUUUGACAUUUGUCUUACCUGCCUAAGGAACCAGUAAAGAGUUGAUCGAUCUUAAGAUGUUCAAGUGUAAACUUUUUUUUUUCUCUGUCCUCAUUCUAAUAGAUACAGAUAUUAACAUUAGACGAGAGAGAUAACUGUGUUCAAAGUUUGCUUACUAACCUUUUCAUUGAUAUAUUACCAAGUGUUUGUGGAUGUUAGCACACACCUAAUAUUCUGCAAAUUUAGAAUUUAAACCUGGUUUGAAAACUUCUCUCUAAUAACCAUUAUGUUAAGUUCAUAACAUUUUUAUUGGGAACUAUGAUUAUUUAAGCAUUUUAUUUCUCAAAUAAUACUAAUCUUUAGAUGUUUAGUAUUUCUUGAUUUGUCAAAAACAUAGCUUAAAAAUAAUUUUGUCAACAGUAACAACAGUUGCACUUGGAUUCAUAAUAUAUAAUUGUUGGCAAUAAUAGGCAUUGAUAAUUAUUAAAGUAUUCCUACUUAGAACACAGAAAGAGUGUUGGCAUUUCUUGUAAUGACAGAAACGGUUGUUCUCUUGUGUGGAUAGUGUCAAACAAUCACAAAAUUCUUCCUUGGUUAGAGAUAACGUAUUGUAUGAUAUAUUAGACUUAACUAAUAGUGGUUAUCCUCCAAAUGCACGUGCUUCUUAGCUCUCCUUACCGGUAAUUUAAGAAACCUGUGGUUGUUUGUCUUGAAUGUAGAAAACUUCGUCCUGAUGUGGUGGUGUUAAUGAUCUGUGUUAAAGUCCCUUUGUUACUUACAAAUACUCUGCAGUGUGGAAAUAAGUGCAACUUAUGACAUUUGAUGGCUUUUAACUUCUAACAGAGAGGGUACAAUGUUCCUAGCUUAAAUACUGAAUGUUUAAAAAGAUGUACUGAAAGACCUCAGCCUAGACGUGCUAGGCAAACUGUAAGUAUUGUAAGGUUGCCAUGCAAAGAAUGUUAAUAUUAACUGAUAUAUCAGUCAGAAUAUUGUGUAUAUAAAAGUAACCGUUUAGUCAUUCAGGUGUUUUUUAUUAUGAUUUGGAAAAUUUGGAGGGUACUUGAUCGUCAGGUUCCCAAAAUUAUGCUACCUGUAGUGUUAAAAAACAGACACCAGGUGGUUUUACAGCGAUUAUGAGUACUCAGUAUUUCAGUGUAACCUGAACCGAAUGUUAACAUCAAUAACUAGGAAAGAAUAAGAAUCAAGAAAACAGGAAGUUAACGCCCUAGCUAUAAGUUUCCUCUGAAUUCAGUAAAAACUCCAUGAGUUAAUCUGAUAAGAAUUAUUCAACUCCCUAUGGAAUAAUACUAAAAUAAAUUCUUAAUUAUGUUUUGUUAUCAUAGCAACGUAUUUUACUGGGUUGGGGUCCUCAUGGUAAUGUGUGUGUAUAAUACACCAGGUCAAGUAUAAUAUUUAUAACUUGAGAAAUAAUUCAUACUUCGUUGAAUAUUUUUUUUUCCGAUUUUAACCCCCGCCUCACCAUGUUAUCAUAUUUUUUGUGUGUUUUUUAUCAGUCAAAAGAGAAGAAACAUUUUGUAAGAUUUGUGCAUAUAUAGUGUUUCAUAUUUAAUGGAUAAAAUGUAUAAGAUUUGAAUUUAAAGUGGAGCCAAGUUUUUACAGAUAUCAACAAAGAUCUUCGUAUUGUAACGACAGUUGCAUUUAGUAUUUUCACUUCCUUUUUUAUAAUGUGUUGAUCCAAUCGUUCGUUCAAAAUCUCUCUGAUAUAUUUCAAGGAUUAUUGUUUGUUUUGGAAUGGAAAACUGAGUUGUAAAUAAGAAGUAACUUUGAAAUUUCGCAUCGAAAGAGGUAUUGGCGUGAUUAAGAAACUUGGUUUUGUUUGAAAAUGUUUUGCAAUAUUUUUAUACUUUGUUGCUGCACUAAAUUUUAUAAAAUAAGCUUCAUAACGUAAAUUGAACAGUGAAAGUUAAUAAAGAAAAAAAAUCGUAUUAAUAGAUAUCAAAUAGAGGUAGUUAAUCAAAUGUUACCAAAAUAGAACAUUUAGAGAAAAGAGAUAAUGGCUUUUAAAAUUGUUCAUAUAUAUAUAAAUAUGUUGUAAGAAGAUAAAAUUGGAAGGGUUACGAGGAUAUGUGGCUCGCGUGACGCUAAGGCCAAAGUAAAUUAAAAAUCGUGCUUCGUGCCGAGGGGGCGUUUUAAAAGUGAUGGUCGAAUCCCACUAUUAGGGCUGCAAGAAAAACCCAUUAGUUGACGAUGAGUAAUGCUGACUGGCUGAAUUCUCUCUGGUCAACAGUCCAAAAUUAGGGGCUGCGUCUUCGUAGCUUUGCCAUAACUACUAUCAUUUCAAAGUUAGUAACGGCUUGCGAAGAUAGCCUUCAAGUAACUUUACGCGAAAUUCAACAAAA